UCCUUUUUUCUCACUAGAAGGCAGCACUGUGAUUUUAACACAGGUAUCUUACGGCUUUUAUUGUAACAGCCGCGUCAAAGAAUGCCCGUCGAUAGCGCGUCACCGCGUCAAACAUGUCUGUCGGUGUCUGCAGGUCUCUGCCAUGAGCGUCUGACGCGCUCAGGAAGCGUUUCACCACAGCGUUCCGCGACGCGCUCAAUGCGACUGCGGAUAUUAGACACUAUUUCGGGCGCCAUAGAGGAAUGAGUAUCCACAAUCCAGUGGUUAAUAUUAAAUAAAGGCCUAGUUAUCGACUGCUGGAGCCUGGUUUGAAGCGUCGCUGUGGUCCGGGUGAGUCAGAGGAAACGACUGACUGACUGAAAGUGCUGAAAAUGGUGCACGAUGAUUUGUGAUGGACAGGAUGAAGAGGACAGUGCUCUCUCUCACCUCUGUGUUUAUGAGCAGUCAGCACAGUGACUCCCACACAUGCCAUAGAUGUCCUUCCCUUAGCUCACUGAGCUAACUUUAUUGCUCCUCAUCACCCCUGUUAUCCUUCCACUCUUUCCUCUCUCAUGCCUCUUGCUUUACUCUGUCUCUCUUCUCUUAUCUGUCCCUUGUUCAUCUCCUUUAAUUUUCCUCUGCCACUCCUGCUCUUUGUUGGAUGUCAUAAUGGUGUGCUGCGGUCGAGUGCUGGACUCCCCUUGCACUCUGGCUCUGUUGGUGGGCUUCCAGUUUGCGUUUGUCCUCUACUUCUCCCUGGGAGGCUUUCGUGGCCUUGUGUCUGUAUUGGUUCAUUCCACUGAGCCUGAGAUCGACUACUCUCGACCGCAUGACGUCUACACUAACCUCACAUCUCUGCUGCUCCAUCAUCCAGGACCCAGUGGACCAGAACAGCAGCUCAGGGACUGUGUUCUGCCCUCUCCACUGCUGGUGGGUCCUGUUUCUGUCCACCUCGCCUCACCCCCUUCCCUGGAGAAGAUAAAAGAGAAGAACCCCUUGGUGACCUUAGGGGGUCAUUACCGCCCGCCAGACUGUGAGCCACAGCACCACACAGCUAUCGUGGUCCCCUACCGGAAUCGGCAGACCCACCUCCGCACCCUCCUCUACCAUCUGCACCCCUUUUUGCAGCGGCAGCAGGUCCACUACGGCAUUUACAUUGUGCACCAGUCAGGGAACUCCACCUUUAACCGAGCGAAGUUGCUGAAUGUCGGAGUGCGGGAGGCGCUGAAAGAGGAGAACUGGAGCUGUAUUUUCCUGCAUGACGUCGACCUGCUACCUGAGAAUGACCACAAUACCUACACCUGCCACCCCCAGCACCCUACACACCUCUCCGUAGCUAUGGACAAGUUCAGAUACAGGCUUCCAUACUCACAAUACUUCGGAGGGGUGUCUGCUGUAACCCCAGAGCAGUACCUCAAGAUGAACGGCUUUCCGAACCAGUAUUGGGGCUGGGGAGGAGAGGACGAUGACAUCGCAGCUCGAGUCCGUCUCUCUGGGAUGAAGAUAAUGCGCCCGCCUUUGGCCAUUGGUCAUUAUAAGAUGAUCAAACAUAAAGGAGAUCAGGGUAAUGAGCAGAACCCAAGAAGGUUUGACUUGCUGAAGCGCACAAGGCUGAACUGGCGCUCAGAUGGACUGAAUUCACUGACUUAUGAGCUCCUGUCCAAAGAGUUGGAGCCAUUGUACACUAAUUUGUCUGUCAACAUUGGGGAUGUUCCACACCAUUCCCCUCUGAAGGCUCCACCUCGGAAGUUAGAGCCUCAACCCGUUCCAACUAAUAAAACAAAGACUGAAAAAGUGGGUGUGAUCAUUAAUCAUAAUGCUACAAAAGUGGAGCCUACCCACUUGAAGGCCAGUAAUGAAAGUUCAAAUGUUGGUCAAAAAGCUCCUUUGAAAAAGGAGGUGGGAUGAUACUGAUAAUCGAGUAUCCACAGACAAUCCACAGGGUGAGUUAUUAAUGGAUAGUGGAGGAAAUACCAGUUUGCUCUUUGUUUUAUAUCGUAAAGCAUUGCUACUCAAGGCAAAUAAGUUCAUUCCACUGAAAGUUGACUGAAUCUGUCUGGCCGCCUCUGAAUGUUUAUCAGCUGCUGAUAUGGUGACAUUUGCACAAGUCUGGAAUCAUAUGCUGAAGAUCUCGUUUUGCUGUAGGAGUCGUAUCAGAGUGGGCCGAGUUGCAAACCCUCUCGAAAGUGACCAGUCUAUGUACCCAUGCAAGUCCUGUGUGUUUUUGAGCCGAUGUGCUGCCAGCUGCUGCUCUUCACCCCACUGUGUGUGUGGGUCUGUUUUUCUGUGCCUUUUCUUGCCCUUGAACCAGUCUCUUAUCAAGAUGCCAUGACUCAAUCAAAAACAUUAUUACUGCACACCACUGUUAUUAAUACUACAGUUGAAUGCUCAUUCCACAUUUAUCAGUUUUUCUCUUCUUUUAAUAUCUAAUCAGCACACACUGCUUUGUGAUCUAGUGCUUGAGCAGACGUGCCACUGUGGUCUAUUUUUGGUCUUACUGUACAAACUUAGAAAGGUGUGAUCUUUGAUAGUGAGCACUGGUUUAUUUUCUCUUUUAGCAGCUCAAGAUACCUAUUAAUAGUUUUAUGAUACUGUGUAAAAGAGUUUAAUUAUUUUAGGUAUUGUGUGGUGCCUUUGUUGGAUUCCAUUUUGGUUGUAGACAAUCAUUGGGAUAAGCAUGUAAAAUUACAAAAAUAUUUAUAACAUUUUCCCACUUCUAUUUUUCUGUUAAAUGAAAUACGUUUGAUGGUUUAGGUUAAAGUGUGACUUUAGUCUAAGACGUUAGUUGAUAUUUUAAGAUUUAAUAAACAUUAAACAGGUAAUGGGAACUUUUAAUGUUUCGUUAUAUAGAAAGAAUACAUUUUAUUUGUUAGUCAAAAAUAUUGGUUGUAUCAGCGUCAUGGCACUUUUACAGUAUGUAAAAAAACUGCACUCUGCAUUAAACACAAUCCUAGAGUAUAAGCUACAUUUGGAGAACAAAUAUAUCAGCGAUAGACAUUUAUCUUUUAAAAUAAAAACUGCAUUGCACAUUAUAUUAGCAGGUCCACUUACAUUUUUCACUCUCCCACAAUGCAAACUACAAACCAUUAAGUAAAAGAUCAUAUAAUUUGCUGUAAAUGGUAGUCUGAAGGUGCUCAUUGAGAAUUCACCCCAUCGUGUGACAUGGUGCAUAUCUCACUGAAUGUACAAAUUAUUUCAAAUUUCAUUUCAAAGAGGCUGUUUAAAUUAUGUAUUCUGGUUUUGAUACGCAAUUCUUAGUGUGACAGCCUAAGAAAAAAAAACAUGGUGUUUUACUUCAUGCCUUUGUAUUAAAACUACAAAAAGUGUAUUUGCAAGACCCUUGUAUAAUAUAUAUAUAUACAGGUGCAUCUCAAUAAAUUAGAACGU
Molecule: messenger RNA, 3366 nt
Organism: Cyprinus carpio (common carp)
Lineage: Eukaryota; Metazoa; Chordata; Actinopteri; Cypriniformes; Cyprinidae
Product: beta-1,4-galactosyltransferase 3-like
Biological process (GO): carbohydrate metabolic process; galactosylceramide biosynthetic process
Molecular function (GO): glycosyltransferase activity
Source: RefSeq, a predicted model, not a curated record